This is a messenger RNA of Cynoglossus semilaevis (tongue sole), 1498 nucleotides long. Its product is annotated as gastrula zinc finger protein XlCGF49.1-like. Gene Ontology annotation, biological process: regulation of transcription by RNA polymerase II. The transcript has 2 exons. The record is from RefSeq and is a predicted model, not a curated record. Bases 345 to 1052 code for a protein of 235 amino acids. Gene Ontology annotation, molecular function: RNA polymerase II cis-regulatory region sequence-specific DNA binding; DNA-binding transcription factor activity, RNA polymerase II-specific. NCBI's taxonomy places the organism in Eukaryota, Metazoa, Chordata, Actinopteri, Pleuronectiformes, Cynoglossidae.
CGGGGUUCUGGUUAGCUUUUGGAUAUUGGCUAAUAACGCGAAACCGGAGAGAGUAAUUGUUGUUGUUUGCUACAAAGGUAUUAGGACAAUUCAGUAGCCUUUUGCUUUCUGUGAGUGACAUUAGUCAAGCGGAUGACUACAACUACGACUGGAGAGUCGAGAAGAAACCAACGUACGAAGGAGAAGAUAUUUUGUGUCUAAGGAAAUUGACAGGACAGCAACCGAUGUAUGGUUGACAGCAAAACAGUGGCCAAAGGCUACUGCUGUCAGCCCACAGCCAGGCUGCACACAACAGAACACCCAAAGCUGCAGGUUAUCAAAGAGAGGAGGUUCUCCCUAAGCAGAUGGAGUGCAGACGCAGUGUAGAAAAGAAGGAGCCACACAGUCCUAUCAUUAAAGAUGAAGAGGAAGAAGUUUGCAUCAAACAGGAGGAGAUCGAUCUUUCCAUUGCAGUGAAGACGGAGGACGAGGAAGAGAAACCUGACUCUUCGCUGCUUUAUCGUUUGACUGAAUGUUCAGGUGAACAUGUAAAACCGGAGACUGAGGAUAAUGCAGAAGACUCUUGUGAGACCGAAGACAGUGAUGAUGAACGGACAGAGACCAGUGAAGUUAUAAACAAACCUUUCACAGUAACGAAAUGUGUGUUCUGGGAAACUGAAGAAAACAUGCGUGAGAAGCUGAGCUUUCCCGAAUGUGGACAAAGGAUUUCCAAGCCAGAUCUGCCGUGUCUUACGUAUCAUAACACGGAAAAAAGAAUCAUUAAGAAGGGCACUCUGAUGAGUCGUGAGAAAUUUCAUACGAGCCAUAAAUCAUUCCGUUGCUCAGAGUGUGGUAAGAUAUUUACUAAUAAGGCUGUAUUAACCAUACAUGAGCGUGUUCACACAGGAGAGAAACCAUAUACAUGUCCUAUUUGUGGGAAAAAAUUCUCCCAGAGGGCACAUCUCUGGGGUCACCAAAAAACCCACACAGGAGAGAAACCCUUUGGUUGCUUUUAUUGUGAAAAAAGAUUUGUUUCAAAAAGCAAUCUUAAAAGACACGAGCAAAUCCACUGAGUCAAAUAAUUUAGUUGUGCCAAAUGUGGUAAAAUAUCUAUGUCAAUUGGGAAUUUGAGGAGCCAUGGGAAUAUUCGUAGCAGAAAACUUUUGCAGGUCAGAGGCGAUUUGGUUGCAAUAAAAAACAAGCAUAUUGUGAAAGAAGUAUUUAUAAUAAAAACCAAUCUGAUCAGACAUGGCAAACUUUCUAUUCCACUGUGGAAAAACAUUUACAUUACAGUGGUAUAGAAAAGUUUGGGCCCUCCCUUAGGCCAAGGGUCGGCAACUCGCAGCUCCCUAUCAGUCCAAUUAAGGUCUUGCACCCCUUUAGCAAGUAUCACAGCUUGGGGGCUACUAGGUAUUAACUAUGCAGGGUGCCCAAACUUUUGAUGUGGCCCUUUUCUCUUUUCUGUUAUUUUGAAAAAAUGUCAAAGAUGAAAAUAAAACCUGAUUUUCUUUAACACGUA